Molecule: messenger RNA, 2670 nt
Organism: Tricharina praecox
Lineage: Eukaryota; Fungi; Ascomycota; Pezizomycetes; Pezizales; Pyronemataceae
Exons: 4
Coding region: 287-2524 (745 amino acids)
Biological process (GO): regulation of DNA-templated transcription
Molecular function (GO): zinc ion binding; DNA-binding transcription factor activity, RNA polymerase II-specific
Source: RefSeq, a predicted model, not a curated record
ACCUUAAGUGAACGUCUCCUUCACGCGUCCCCCGCCCUUCGCUUCCCCAUCAAAUCGAUCCCAACCCCACAACGCAAUGACGCUUAAAUACUCCGCAUUCCCCAUACCAAGUAUCUAGCAGCAAAAAGCAGACCAUUGUGGCCAGCCUCCAUGCAUAAUCCCAGCAUUGACCCAGCUUGAGCCCAGACAGCCUUAUGCGAUCUCCACCAGUCCGCGCUCCCCCCCCUUCAGAAGUGUCGCGUUUAUCGCAGCAGCCUCCUCAUCGAAUCAAUAUCCCGCGCUCGAGAUGACCUUGAACUACCGCCUACACCAACAGCUGCCAACAGAAAAUAGUGCUCCGCCUUGCGCCCCUACCGCCAACAUGACCACCCCCUCCUCGAAUCCGGAUGACAGCUCAAACUCCGUCGCGGGCACCGAGCGUGAGCGAGAGCCGCCACAGCACAAGUCGAGCCCGGAUCACCGGGGUAUAAAGCGAACAAAAACCGAUGGGAAAUCCACUACAGCUCCGAGAAAGAGAGUUCCCACCGCAUGCGAGAACUGUCGACUGCGGAAGACGAAAUGUGAUGGCGUCAAGCCGGUGUGUGGGAGUUGUGCGAGGAUGGGGGUGGAGUGCGUUGGGGGCGACGAGAAGGAGUUGAGCUUGUACGAAAGGACAAGCUUGCGUAUUCUCGAGGGUAUCGACCGCAUCGAAGGAAUCCUUCGCACUCAGAACGCCCCGCCACCUAGUCCUGCCGGCACGGCCAACAACCAUUGCGCUGCUAUUACUACAGUGAACACUAUGUCAAGUCCUGCCGCUGCUCUUAGCAACCUCUGCGCAGCAGCAGCAGCAAAUUCAAUGUCUCCCCCCGGGGUAUCACCUGCCAUGGCGGUGUCACCCGCUCUCUCCUACCAAAGCACGGCCAGCAUCGUGACUGCGAUGCACGAGGCUCCGAGUCCCUUGCCAGCGAUUCACACACUUUUUGACUCCAACUCGACCAUGCCGGGCACAAGCAGGAUCAAGACGCCAUCAAAGCUUGACCGGAUUCUAGCAUGGAGUGUCUUUCCCAGGACGUCGCCCUAUUGCGGCCUUGUCUCCAAUGGAAACUGGAGAGAGAGCCUGGGGGAGGAGAUGCAUCUGGGGCUGGACGAGGUGAGAGUAUUACACAUGCGGUAUCUCGAGCGGUUUCACCCCAACUACCCCAUAAUAAACAUCGAAUCUCUCAACAAGGCAAUAUGCUCGACGUUGGAGGGCAAAGGAUGCGGGUGGGAUUCCGAGGCCUGCUUGAUGCUCCUUUGCUGCGCGCUUGGAGCGGUCGCAGACGAUUAUUUCGAGCACUUUUAUAAUCGAGAGACGACGAGAGAUCCACAGAGAUCGCGGCUCGAGAGGAUAGCGAGGGCGGAGGGGUACUGGUGUAUGGCAAAACGUAGAUUGGGGAUUGUCAUGUUGGAGGAAACGGAGUUGGCGGGGCAAUGUCUCGCUCUUGCUGGGUUUUGGUAUCUAUACCAGCUAGAUCCUAUAUCCGCCUACAAGAUGUUCCACUCCGCCUGCUUGAGCUGGCAAACCCUUCACCUGGCACAGGGUCGCUCGGUCGACGUCUCACGGGUGGAGGUCGAUGGAGUCAGCUCGGGAAUGAGCCACCCUCAAUACCUCAAACAACGCCUUUACUGGACUUGCCUCAAAGCGGAGUUUGAACUCCGCGCAGAGCUAUCCCUUCCCGUGCCCACAGGAGCACAGCUAGAGUACCCCCUCCAUUUCCCUAGUCCUCCAGCGUCAUUUGGUCCUGCGCCAGGAGGCGCCGUCUACUUGGACACCGAACGACUAUGGUAUUUCUACACCGCCGAAAUCUUUCUCCGCCGACUCCACAACCGUCUCGUAGACGAAGUCACCUCCUUCGAAGCCUACCUCCUUGACCCACAAAUGACGCUAACCGAAAAGCGCCUCACCUCUCUCAUCACCAUCGUGCGAGAAUACGAAGUCUACGUGUCGCAAUGGCACGCCUCUCUCCCCGUCUCCAUCCGCUUCCCAGACCCAGCCAUAUCACAACAACCACUUCCCGACGAGCGCCAACAAUUCAUCCGCAAACGCUUUUUGGAUUGCCACGAGCUGCUCUAUCGCCCCUUCCUCAACCUUACUCUCAACUACCCCGGCUGGCCAGGCUACAUCGUCGCGCCACACCCAAAAUCAUCCCGCAAUCAACCGCGGGACCCCGUUAAACUCGAAGCCGACGUGCGCUUGUUCUCCACACUCGCACUGCAAUACACAUACUGGAGCAUCGCGGCCGAUCGCGGCGUCUGGUUCCAGCACUCCACCACCGUAUGGCGUGACGUACGGAAUCGCCUCGCAGAUGUGUUAGUCCUCCGCGCCGCAGCAAAGGCGGGCAUGGAGCUGCCAAUGCACUGGGAGGAGGUCGUGGAGGAUGCUGAGGCUGUGCUGCUCUAUUGGUGUACCGGCGAUGGGGAGGAUGAAAGCGUUCGUGACCGUAGGAGGAGGGCCGGACUGAAGGGGUGUGCGGAGGUAGUUACGUGGGCGAGGGAGAUUAUGUAAGACGAUGCCUGUAUAUAUUCGCACUGCGAUAGUGGGCGCGGGGACGCUCAGCGUACAAAUGGGUUUGAAGCAUUGCUUUGUUUAUGGCUUCGUUGGGCCAGUGUCGCUUUGUUUGGGUUUCAAUUGACAGCAUGUAUUAAUAGUUG